Molecule: messenger RNA, 1623 nt
Organism: Epithele typhae
Lineage: Eukaryota; Fungi; Basidiomycota; Agaricomycetes; Polyporales; Epitheliaceae
Exons: 1
Biological process (GO): SCF-dependent proteasomal ubiquitin-dependent protein catabolic process
Cellular component (GO): SCF ubiquitin ligase complex
Molecular function (GO): protein binding
Source: RefSeq, a predicted model, not a curated record
UCGCCACUGGGGGUUGCCACCCUCCCCUCAAGCAUCCUCGAGCACGUUUUCCUGGACCUUUACAACGACUACUCGAACUCCUAUCAAGACUUCGGCCACGGAUUUCACGCGUCCUGGGUUCCCGUCUCAUGGGUGUGCCGCCACUGGCGCGCCACUGCGCUCACCACAUCCGAGCUCUGGCACCGCAUCGACUUCCAGGACCAGCGCGACCCCGCGUCCAUCGCCCCCUUCCUCGAGCGCGCCGGUGCCCGCGACAACCUCUGCGUCUCCUUCAGCGGGUCCGACCUGGACAUCUCUGCUGCAUGCGCCGCCGUGCUCCCCUUCGCCCCCCGCACCUCGUACUUCGCCGCCAUCUUCGAGCCCGCCCACGCGCCCGCCGUGCUCGCCGUGCUCGCCGCUCUCGGACCGCCGCUCAAGUCGCUGCAGGUCUUCGCGACCGGGCCGGUGCUGGGGCGCGAGCUCCGCGUCGACGCGGCGCGCACCCCGCGGCUGGAAACGCUCGAGGUCGAGCACGUCGUGCUGCGUGUGGACGGCACCCUGCACGCCCUCUCGGAGCUGUCCCUCGCGCAGCUCUGGGGAGUCGGUGCGCCGGCGCUGGACAGCGCGUGGCUGCUGGGGCUGCUGAGAGCGUGCCCGAACUUGCGCGAGCUGUACGUGGACAGCGCGCUCCCGGGGGUGCACCUCGACGCUAGCGACCCGAGGAUGGCGAGGGUGGAGCUCAAGGAGCUGGAGGAGAUCCGGAUCGACGACUUUGCGCUGGACAUCCAACACGUCCUGCGGCACCUGGCUGUGCCCGAGACGUGCACGUUCGAUAUCGUCGUCCGGUACGACGAGGACACCGAAGGCAUCGAAUGUGGCAGCAAAGACGACGAUAGCCUUCGAACCAAGGUCACUCCGCCCAUGGACGCAUUUCCAGAGAACCGGUGGGAGCUCUUUCCGGCGCUCGCCACCGCCGAGCACGUCGAGGUGCGCCUCGGCGCGCGGGGUCGUCUCCCCGAAGCACAGAUCGCGGUCGGCUACUGGACGAUCAACAUCCCAAAGCCCAUGUGGGCGGUCCCCAAGUCUCAAGCGGACGAAGAGGACGACGACAAAAAGUCGACGGUCGACCGUCCCGCGCUCGCCAUCCACGUCUUACUCGGCCUCCCUGCCCUCGCGAACCCGCGCACCCUCACGUUCCUCUCGCUGCACCUCUCCCGCGCGAUCCCCGCACUGCCCAAGACCACCUGGCUGGGCGUGUUCCGCGAGUUCGGCCGCGUGCGCGCGCUCACGCUCGGCGGCUUCCGCGCGUUCGGCGACGUGAUGGAGGUCUUCGUCGGGAACCCGGGCGCACGGCUGCUGCCGGCGCUCCUGCAGCUCACCGCGUGCGUCGCGGUGGAUUCGCGCGAGGGCGCGAACGUGCGGUACCUGCUGGGCGCGAACAUGUUCGCGGCGUGGCUGGAGCAGCGGAAGGAACUGAGGCUGGCGCCGGUCGGGUUGGUGGUUGAGGUGCCAGAUCGGCGGCUGAACGGGGCGACGGUGAAGUUCGCGAGCGCGUUGGUCGCGUACAUGGCGGUCAGAGGGUGGUCGCAGCGUGUGCAUAAGGAGGAGUGUCCGACGUGCCACGGGGUGUGUGUAGAUGAGUAG